AUUUUUUUCCCCGAGGAGAACCGAGAAAAACAAAGAGCACACAAAUGCUUCAGUACAUUCACGGCGGAAGGAUUUUAAGUCGCGUGCAAUACCGUCCUCUUCUAGACAAUUCGUUGUAAACGCGUCUACUCUGUGUCGCUGCCUCAGCUGUAACGUCGGUAUUUUCGCUAAGGGCACGGCCGCAGCCUCCGAGAUGCGCCGUGGUUGCCGGCCCCAAGCGCUGCGCACCACCGACACCGGCCCGGUUCAGUUAUGGCUUUCAGACGGAGAGCGAGGAGGAUGCGGUGGCUGGGCUGCUACAGGCUGGGCCUGCUGUGGAAAGCCCUGCUGGUGUUCCUGGCCAUCGCCUUUGCGGGGCAGCUCCUGGGGGUCAUCUUCAGCAAAAGUGUUCCGUCAGAGAGGCCCCACCCCAUGUUCUCCCUCCCCCCAGCGGAGGCCCAGGGGGCGUCGCUGGGCUCCUGCCGGCCCCACACCCACGUCAUGUUCCUGAAGACCCACAAGACGGCGAGCAGCACCGUGCUCAACAUGCUCUACCGCUUCGGGGACGAGCGGGGCCUACGCUUUGCCCUGCCCCUGGGGUACCAGUUCGGCUACCCGCUGCCCUUCAACGCCCACCGGGUGAAAGGCUACCGGGGGGCCCACGUAGUGGACUUCAGCAUCAUGGGGAACCACAUGCGCUUCAACAAGGCGGAGGUGGAGAAGGUGAUGCCGCCGGACACCUUCUACUUUUCAAUCCUGCGUGAUCCGGUGGCCCUGGCCGAGUCAUCAUACGCCUACUACAAAGCGGUGGCCCCUGCCUUCAAGCGGGCGAAGGGACUGGCCGACUUCGCCGCCGACCCCUGGCGCCACUACGACCCCCGGCUCCGCAAUAACCACUAUGCCCGCAACCUGCUGUGGUUCGACUUCGGCCUGGACCACAACGCCAACUUCUCGGAGGCGCUGGCCCGGCGGGGCGAGGCGGCCGUGCGCCGGGCCUUCCGCCUUGUCCUGCUGGCAGAGCACUUCGACCAGUCCAUGGUGCUGCUCCGCCACGCCCUCUGCUGGCCGCUGGACGCCGUGGUCUCCUUCAGCCUGAACGCGCGACAGCAGCGGGGUGGGAGGGGGGGUGCGGGCGGCAGCCUGGCGCUCACCGAGGAGCUGCACGCCAGGCUGCGUGAGUGGAACGCGCUGGACUGGCACCUCUACCAGGCCUUCAACCGCACCUUCUGGGAGGAGGUGGAGCGCUUCGGCAGGGCCCGCAUGGAGGAGGAGGUGGCCCGUCUGAGGGCCCGGCGGGAGGUGAUGGCACGCGUCUGCCUGCGGGACGGGGGGCGGCCCGUGGAGGCCAGCCGCAUCCGGGACAAGACCAUCCGGCCCUUCCAAAGCGGCCUGGUGAAGAUACUGGGCUAUGAGCUGCAGCCGGGGCUGGACAACGCCACCAGCCAGGCGUGCCUGAGGUUGAUCAGGCCUGAGAUCCAAUACAAAGACCUGCUGGACGCGCGGCAGUUCCCCCGCUCCUCCCAGCCCGCCGCCGCCCCCGGCGCCCCCUACAGGAAGGAUGCGGCGCACCCCAGGGGAGCGGGGGUGGCGGAGAGAGAGAGGGACUGGGACGGAAGCAGGCUGAGUCACAACCAGACCUCACUGCUGGGCCAAGGGAGGGUGCUGAGAUAG
Messenger RNA from Megalops cyprinoides (Indo-Pacific tarpon), 1650 nucleotides. It is a transcript of the gene gal3st4, whose product is annotated as galactose-3-O-sulfotransferase 4. Gene Ontology annotation, cellular component: membrane. The record is from RefSeq and is a predicted model, not a curated record. Lineage: Eukaryota; Metazoa; Chordata; Actinopteri; Elopiformes; Megalopidae. Bases 253 to 1650 code for a protein of 465 amino acids. Gene Ontology annotation, biological process: glycolipid biosynthetic process. Gene Ontology annotation, molecular function: galactosylceramide sulfotransferase activity. The transcript is spliced from 4 exons.